Molecule: messenger RNA, 1782 nt
Organism: Amoebophrya sp. A25
Lineage: Eukaryota; Dinophyceae; Syndiniales; Amoebophryaceae
Source: the annotation of a GenBank genome assembly
AGUGCGGGACCUAGUCCAAACAGAAGCUGAAGCCGCAGGUGCUCAAGACACUGAUGAAGAAGAGACUGAUCGUAGUAGUGCUUCUCGUAGCAGUGCUUCUCGUAGCAGUGCUUCUCGUAGCAGUGCUUCUCGCAGCAGUGCUUCUGAACAAGAACACGGCCGAGCAGGGAGUGCUGGUCAUGCUUCUCGUAGUGGUUUUUCUGAACAAGAACACGGCCGAGCAGGGAUUGCUGGUCAUGCAGUUUUUAGUACUGGAAUUUCUGGUGAUUCCCCUCCUCACGCACCUGCUUCAUCUGGUCUUCAAGAAGACGGAGGUUCUGCUCAUGUCCAAGACGUCGUCGGUGGUAGACGUAGAAGAGGAACAAAUGGUGCAACGCCUGCCACAUCCGAGGAACGAGCCGGAGCCCCUUCUACAACUGACAACCAAACCGGACCGUCUUUGACCAGGCACAACGAAAACAGAAGCCCUCGUACUCCAACCUCUUGGCGUCGUCGUUUCUUCAAAAACCUGUACAAGAACAUCAAUAACUACAAACUUAUCUGCAACAAAUGGAAAAGAGUAGUCGGACGUCGUUGUACUCUUAAGGGUCGUUUCCUCCACUCACUUUUUCCUCCUGCACUACCAUUCUUGGCUUGUUUCCCAAAUUUAGGCAAGAAGUCAGGGAUGUUCUGAAGAAUGCAAUAGCGCAACCUCUAAUAAUCGCAACUCUUUCAGACUGCAUACGCUUCUGCCCAUCCUUUGGAGGACUCGGAGUCUUUUUCAUCUGUUCAUGCCGCGUUCGUGUGGUAUUACCAAGCGGUGGAAUGAACUUGCGCCAAGAAUUCUUUAUAGUACCACAGGAGACGAAAUAAAUGGUUAUGCUUAUGGUGACUAUAACUUUGGAAGAAUUAAUAUUUGACUAACUUUUAUUUGGAUCAUUCUGGUAAGAUAGGAGCAAAUAAUGUACUUGAUACUAGAUAACCACUCACAACUUGUCUUGAACUCAGUGUAGUAAAACCAGGAAUGAACAAACUUCUUGUACUUGUACCAGAAGUUCUUGGGGAAAAUAUAUCAAGAAUCUACGUGUGACUUGUGAGCAGGUGCCGGCGGAGCUCGAUGUGAUGGAUCCACAACCUAGCCUAAUCUUUGCAUAGUAGUCUAUGCUGCGACUUCUGCUAUUAAUUGCGUUCAUCAUGCGUUGUCCAGACGAGAGCUUGCCAGGUACCUUUUACUGCAAGAAUGGGGUUUGGUAGCCAUGGCCAUGGCAAUAGCCGCUUCGUUUAUCACAAUACUAGCGGAGACUUGGUACAUGGCUUUCCUUUAAGGGUUUCCAUCGAAUUGCACUCCUGGGCUUUUUGUUUCUAGAAGAGACUAUUCUCGGCUUUUCUAGAAGAGACACACAUACCAGGCUAUCCUUGGCUUUUGGUUUCUAGAAGAAAAUAAGAAGUCAAAAAAGAAGAUGGUCCUCCGAGGAAUCUGUUCCUCUCAUCCUGUGUGAAAUAUUUUUCUCCAACUAUCUAAAAGUUUGUAGCAAGGUUAAUAUAGUUGUUCCCUAACUACAAGAACAAGAACCUGUUCUAAUUCCUGUCACACCGCCAACCGUUUUGCUUCGUACCGAUUUCGGCUCGAGAGCGGGAAGACCUCUACGAUCUGUGGUCGGAAAUAGAUGAAUUCAGCAACCUAGGGUUUCGUGCCGAAGCGUCCGCAGUUUGUCAGAGGGCGAUUGAACAACUCGACAGGAGUCCUUUCACACGUAUGAUUCUCUCCUGGGCUGCGCGGGACGACUUUGCCUUCAUAUUCGG